AUGUCACUACCAAAGACAUUCGCACUCCGUACUGCCGAUGGCAAGACUAUCCAGAUCCCUACCGUUGGCUACGGGACCUGGGCCUCAGGCGAGAACAGCUGGGCCAAGGAUGCCGUUCUCGAAGCAGUGAAAGCUGGGUACAGACAUCUGGAUUGUGCAUGGAUGUAUGGCGUCGAUGAGUCGAUUGGUGAAGCGAUCAAGGAGUCUGGUGUGCCACGAGAGGAGAUAUUUGUGACGAGCAAAUUCUGGCCCCACUUCGGCCACCCUGACAAUGUCGAGCUCUGCCUCGAUAAGAUCCUCAAGAACAUGCAAUUAGACUACAUCGAUCUCUUCCUUGCACACUGGCCAUGUGUCUGGAAACCCGCCUCGCGAGAAGCUCUGGAGAAAGCCACAUCCUCCCACGAUGCUACGCCAACGACUCGUGGCCUUUUGGAGACGGACGAGGGCAAACCCGCCAUCGAUUGGGAGCACUGCACGACCAACAUUGCAGCCCAGAAAGGCCAGAAAGGCUCUUUCGUACCCACAUGGGAAGCUCUCCAGGCUUGUGUAACAAAGGGUAAGGCGAAGGCAGUAGGUGUGAGUAACUUCAGCAUCACCGACCUAGAGGAAAUCUUGCCGCAUGAGAAUGGGAUUCCCGUGUCUUGUAAUCAGAUCGAAGUCCACCCCUGGCUACCGCAGACGCCUCUAGUCGAGUUUGGGAAGAAACACGGCAUUAUCACGACUUGCUACUCGCCUUUCGCGGGCCAGAAAGCAGACGGUGCCACUCUGCUCAAGGACACCAAGGUUCUAGAGCUGGCAAAGAAGAACAGUAUGGACGUUGGCCAGUUGCUGGGAAGCUGGGCUGUACAGCGUGGGACCAUACCCUUGGGCAAGUCGGCUACUCCUUCGAGGAUCAAGUCGAAUCUUGACGUGAAGAAGCUCAGUGAGGAGGACAUGCAAACGCUUGACAGUAUGACGUUAGCGGGAGAAGAAGGUAGAACUGUGGAUUUCAAUGAAGCUUGGGACGUGCCAUUGUUCAAGGGCUGA
This is a messenger RNA of Recurvomyces mirabilis, 1026 nucleotides long. RefSeq lists its product as uncharacterized. Gene Ontology annotation, cellular component: cytosol. The record is from RefSeq and is a predicted model, not a curated record. Gene Ontology annotation, molecular function: aldose reductase (NADPH) activity. NCBI's taxonomy places the organism in Eukaryota, Fungi, Ascomycota, Dothideomycetes, Mycosphaerellales, Teratosphaeriaceae. Bases 1 to 1026 code for a protein of 341 amino acids. The transcript is spliced from 2 exons.